This is a messenger RNA of Camellia sinensis, 1245 nucleotides long. The record is from RefSeq and is a predicted model, not a curated record. NCBI's taxonomy places the organism in Eukaryota, Viridiplantae, Streptophyta, Magnoliopsida, Ericales, Theaceae.
AUGAAUAUGGUGAUGGGAAUUGUUGUGUGGUGGUGGAAAGUGAGGGGAGGCUUUCUACCAUCUCUCUCUUUUACUUGUUUUGAAGCUAAGCGAUUGAGCAAGGAUGGGAUUGGUGAAGGGGAAUAUGAAGAAGAAGAAGCUCCACAAACCACGGAGGAGGAACUGGAAUACCUUGAAUUGAGGCAGAGAUUAAAAGAAGCUAUCAGAAAGCAGAUUAAAAAGGAAUCUGGUUCUGGCCAUGCAAAUUCCCAAGAGAAAAAGAAGAAAUUGCCAUAUGAUAAUUAUGGAUCCUUCUUUGGGCCUUCACAACCAGUUAUUGCUCAAAGAGUAAUUCAAGAAAGCAAGUCAUUAUUGGAAAACCACCAUUUGGCACCCAAAGUGUCAAAAUCCAAUCAUGAUGUGGGUACCAUAAAAAGCAAGAGCCUUGCUUCAACCACUGCUGGAUCAAAAACUCAAGCUCGUAACCACCAUCCUAAAGUUGUAAAUCAGUUAAAAACGAAAGUCCAGAAACUUAAGGAUACAAGAGAUUAUUCUUUUCUAUUAUCUGAUGAUGCAGAGCUUCCAGCUCCCACAAAAGAUCCUCCAAUUCGAAAUGUCUCUGUUCCAAAUUCUGAGGCAAGAUCAGCUCAAGUGCCACCAAAGAGCAGACAGUGGUCAACUAAUACUGGUAGACAAGUUCCCAAUAGUCGCGAGGAGAGGAAACCUAUGUCAACAGGUAGCCAAACGCAUCCUAAAACUGGGCCGCGCAAGUUAAUUUCUGCCGGUAAGCCCAUUCCAACAUCGGUUGACUCUAGAAAACAGCUUGGAAACAAUAAUGGAAGCGGGCCAGGUCGGCCUCUAGGGCCAAAAGGCUUGCCUUCUAAGAUGCCAGCAGCCACCACAGAGAGGAGGGUUGCUGCACCACAACGGCAGUCUUUGGACCAGAAACCUAGUGUGCACAGGCCCCCUUCUUCGAAGUUGCACUCAUCUGCUCCAAAGCAAGCUUCUGUUCCAAAGCAAUCCUUGGACCAGAAAAAGGAAGUUCAGGGAUCUAGCAGAGGAAAGAUGAUGCCAAAACAGCCAGUUCCAUCCUCUAAACCACAGAUAAACAAGCAACCUGCGAAAAUUCCAUCUUGCCCUCCGUUGAGAGAGGACCACCCAAAGAAGAAGCCUGUCAGACCAUACGACGAUGAUGAUGUGGAUGAUGAUGAUGAUGAAGGUGGAAGAGCAAUAAGCAUGAUUAGGAGUAUGUUUAGGUAAGUAGCC